Messenger RNA from Trichomonas vaginalis G3, 843 nucleotides. Its product is annotated as regulation of vesicle fusion. Lineage: Eukaryota; Parabasalia; Trichomonadida; Trichomonadidae. The coding region runs from base 1 to 843 and encodes 280 amino acids. The transcript has a single exon. Gene Ontology annotation, molecular function: GTPase activator activity. Gene Ontology annotation, biological process: activation of GTPase activity. The record is from RefSeq and is a predicted model, not a curated record.
AUGAAUACAUUCAACAGAUGGGAAAACAAAAUUCCAGGCCAAGAAGUGUAUUUGACAAAAGUUUUUGGCGUCAUUGUUUCCGAUGUCAAAAGAACAGACAAAAAAGAAGAAAUGUUCCAAACAGAAGGACCAGCACGAAGAGCAUUAGAAGAGAUAUUGAUGAUAUAUUCAUUACUUGUUGCAGAUGUCGGAUAUAUCCAAGGAAUGUCAGAUAUCGCGGCUGGUUUGAUGGAAAUGUUCUUCAAGAAAGUAACAAAGAAAAAGAUCACUUUAUAUGAUAACAAAGUUGUUGAUUUUCAUAGAGGAAACAGUUUAAUUUUCUGGUUGUUCUAUGGAUUACUUAAACUCACAGGGAAUGACCAACUGUUCAAAUGCAUGGAUGGUAAUAGAGAUUUCCUUGAAACCCGUAUUUUCUCUAUUAUUCAAACGAAUAUUCCUCCUGUUGCAAAAUGGUUGGUCAGUGUUCAGAACGAAAACAUGUUGUUUACAUUUUCUGCAACAUUGCUACUUUUUAAGAGAUGGUUUUCUAUCAAUAAUUUAGGAAUUAUCUGGGAUAGACUAAUCACCCAUCGUGAUCCAAUUAUUUACUUAAGAUUCCUGAUUUCUUCUUGUGUUACAGUUGCUUUUCAAUAUCUUUGCCUGCAAGGAACAAAUGGAGGCGAUGUUUCAUCAGGUUUCAACAAAGUUUUGGCAUUGAUUGAACCAAAAAUGGUAUUGAGAAUUGCAAAUGCAUUCUUUAACAAAAUAGAUAACGAUCCAAUGCAUUCUCAAUGGAUUUUCAUGAAAUAUCCAGAAGAUCCUCCUGAAAUUGAAUACGUUCCUAAAUAUAUUAAAAUCUAUUGA